Messenger RNA from Talaromyces stipitatus ATCC 10500, 714 nucleotides. RefSeq lists its product as uncharacterized. The record is from RefSeq and is a predicted model, not a curated record. The transcript has 2 exons. NCBI's taxonomy places the organism in Eukaryota, Fungi, Ascomycota, Eurotiomycetes, Eurotiales, Trichocomaceae. Bases 1 to 714 code for a protein of 237 amino acids.
AUGACUUCCUCCAGUACUUACACUGUCCUAGGGUCCACGGGGAGGUGCGGUAGGGCACUCAUCCAAACCCUCCUCGACAGUAAGCCCGACGCUCGCAUCCACGCAUACUGUCGUGAUCGUACCAAGCUUCUGCGACUUCUGCCGGACAUCAAGGAAGGCGGCGAAGUUGAGAUAUUGAAGGAAGCAUCCACGACAUUGACCUUCUGGCCUCGUGUCUGCGUGGUUGCCACACGGAGCGAAAACACGAAUACUGCUCCAAGAAAGGUGUCUAAGCUUGUCCUACUGUCGUCGGCAACUAUUGAUGAUCACUUCCUCCGUCAUCUCCCCUAUCUGCUGCGCCUGAUUCUGCUCCGCUCGGCUUUUUACGUCUAUAUCGACCCGAUUGAAACGGAAAAGAUGCUUCACGCAGAAGAAGACUGGCUGAAAACUAUCUUCAUUAAGCCUGGUGCGCUCUCGGUCGAUGUACAAAGAGGCCAUGCGCUGAGCUUGACCGACGAGCAAAGUCCCGUGUCCUACUUAGAUUUGGCGGCUGCAAUGAUUGAGGCAGCAGACGAUGAGAAUGGGAGCUACGAUUUGAAAAACAUGAGUGUGAUUAAUACAAAUGGAGCGGCCAAGUUUCCAACGGGUACGCCAAUGCAUAUCGCAUUGGGGCUGUUGAGACAUAUUCUCCCCCUUUUACAUCCUUAUCUCCCUUUGAAUACAGGACCGGGCUGA